AAAAAAAAGAAAAGAAAAAGAAUGUUUCCAACUACUACUACUGCUACUAUGAUGAUCAUCGUUAUAUUGAUAUUGAUGAUGAAUCCAAUGAUGAUACAAGCACAAAAAAAUGAUCCAUCAUUUAUGCCAAACAUUAUGCCAAUUACAAAUACAGUUAAUCGUACCGGUGUACAUCGUGUUUAUUGUUCAGCUAAUCAACAAGUAUUAAGUCAAACAACAACAUUUGCUGUUGUUAAUAAUCGUCUUUAUCAAUUUCAAUAUGAUAUGAGUGUUAUUAUAUUUGAAGAUUUAGAUGCAUGUUAUAAUGAUGAUCAGCAACGUUUUUUUCUUGAUGUCGGUACACGUUAUGAAUUGAUGGAUGAAUGGAAACACAUGUUACAAGUAAAUUUAGAUUAUUAUGGACGUUAUAAUUUUAUAUUGAAAAAUGUACCAGAUGAACGUAGUUGGCGUAUUACAAUGGCAAUGGUAACAAAUUCAUUAUAUGGUGCUGGAUUUUUUUCAUAUCUUGGAUUUUCAAGAUAUUUUUAUCUAUUAUAUGUUGAAUGGGAUAAAAAACCACCAGCAACUAGUACUGAUGUUGCACAAACACAGCAUAUUGUUUUAUUAAAUUAUUCAAUUAUAAUAUCAAUAUCGGCUGAAACACAAUAUUAUGCAUUAGUUUUGAUAAAUAAUCUUGGUGAAGAUAAUGUAUAUAUUUAUCAACAAUUAGUUAAUGAUCGUACAAUGCCAAGAGGUAUAUUCUGUGAAAGUGAAACUGGUGAAACAUUUUUUCAUCAACGCAAACCAAAAGAUAAUUGUCAAACAAGUGCACAAUUAUCACAAAUGUUAAGAGAAUUUGAUCAUGGUUUUACUGCAAAAAAAAAUCUUUAUUUAGUUGCAAUGGAUGAACAAUAUGUUAUUGCUAUUGAUGCUGAAGUAUUGAAAUCAUAUGAUAUAGAAUAUCCAUAUCAAAAAUUUUCAUUAGAAGAUGUAUUUAGUUGUAACGCCGCAAGAUCACCGGCAAUUUAUCCAACAUUAUAUCCACCAGGAUCACAGCCACAAUCACCACAACAUGAAUCAAUUGAUUUGCCUGAAUCUGGUACUGAUAGUCAAACAUGGUUAUUUACACCAACAGUAUGGUUAAUUAUUGUUAGUUUGAAUUUUGUUCUAGUCAUAUUGAGUGGAUCAUUAUGUUUAUUAUAUGUAUCAAGACGAAAACUUCGUGCAAGACAUGGUGAUAGAGGUGGAGUUGGUGCAUUAUGGUCAUCAUUAUCAUCAUCAUCAGCAACAUCCGCAGGUUCUUCAGUAUCAAGAGGAUCAUCAAUAUCAGCAUCAGGCAUAAGUAGUUCAUCAGCAUCAUCAUCAAGAGCAUCAAGAGCAUCAUCAUCAUCAACAUCAUCAUCAUCAACAUCAGGAAUAAGUAGUAGUACUACUGGUGCAUUUUCAUCUACAUCCAAAGCUGGUAGUGGAAUAUCAUCAAUAUCAGGUGCACAAUCAUCAACAGCAGCAUCAGGAUUUGGGUCAAAAACGAGUGGUGGUAAAGGAAAAUUCCGUAAGAAAAAACAUGGUAAAAAGAAAAAAUAUAAGGUAUCAACAUUUGGAGGAUCGAAAUUUUCAAAAUCAAGCGCUAUAUCAUCAGCAAUGUCAUCUAAAUCAUCAUUAACGAAAAAAGGUUCAAAAAUCAAAUGGAAACAAUCAUCAUCACCGAAAAAAGGUUUCUAUAAGAAAAAGAUUAAAAUUAAAAAAUUUAAAAUGAAAAGAUAAGAAAGAACAAAUUCCUGUUGAAAAAAAAAUCAAAAUUUUAAACAAUUGGAAAAACAAGACCAACCGUCGAACCCCGACCACACGCACACAAACAAACAAAAUUAUCCAUUUUGAUUCAGGAGAAAGAAAUAUUCAUAAAAAAAAUUAUCUCAUAAUUAUUUAAUUUGAAAAAAAAGAACAGCAA
Dermatophagoides pteronyssinus (European house dust mite) is the source of this 1927-nucleotide messenger RNA. RefSeq lists its product as uncharacterized. The record is from RefSeq and is a predicted model, not a curated record. NCBI's taxonomy places the organism in Eukaryota, Metazoa, Arthropoda, Arachnida, Sarcoptiformes, Pyroglyphidae.